Molecule: messenger RNA, 1266 nt
Organism: Aspergillus steynii IBT 23096
Lineage: Eukaryota; Fungi; Ascomycota; Eurotiomycetes; Eurotiales; Aspergillaceae
Exons: 4
Coding region: 1-1266 (421 amino acids)
Biological process (GO): positive regulation of transcription by RNA polymerase II
Cellular component (GO): nucleus
Molecular function (GO): DNA-binding transcription factor activity; transcription cis-regulatory region binding
Source: RefSeq, a predicted model, not a curated record
AUGCGGUUAUUUCCCCAAUUCCCAACGCCAGCUAUUACAAGGCCCCCGCAACAGACAUCACAGGAUGCUCAUAUUCCAGAAUCAACGUAUGAGAUCUUCCAACAAGUAUUCAGCGUCAAUAGCCUCUCAGCCCCGUCUUAUUCUCACCCAGCUAUCGACUCAGUUAGCAUCUUGACCGAGGAGACAGGUGCACUUUUGAGACUCUACCAAAAUGGAAUCGGGGCUUGGAUGGACAUCUUCGAUUGCUCCCAUACGUACCAGAACGAGGUUGUGAUGUAUUCGCUGUCUUCUCCGCUUCUCAUGCACGCAGUCUGUGCCCUCUCCGCCAGACAAAUGAGUCUGAUCGACAACAAGUUUCUCUGGGAACCCGUGUCAUCUCGUUUCUACGGCGAGAGCCUCAGUCUACUCAUCAAGGAGCUUACUGAGCAGAGCACCGAUAGCGAGCUUGUACUAGCUGGUACUAUCUUGCUGGGUAGCUACGAGCUACUAACGCAACCCGGAAUCGACUACCAAAGGCAUCUUUACGGCGCACAUACUCUGAUAUUAUCUCGGAAUAUCGGGGAAGAAGGAACCCCCUUUGAACAGGCCAGUUUCUGGAUCUACGCGCGACAAGACGUCGCCCUGGCGCUGGUCAAUGAGCGUCCAACGCUGACGCCGCCGGCCAAGUGGCCAGCCAUUCCAGCGAACGCAGUUCCCGUGGAAGACUGGUUCGGGAAAAAGAUUCUCUGGCUGCUGGCAAGGGUGAUCGAAGCUAAGUUCACAGUCAAAAUUGAACACUGGUCGAGUGUCGAGUUGCGAGACUUUGAAGGUCUUGUAUCCGAUAUCGAUUUGCUAUGGACUUCUCUGCCUUCUCACGUUCGCGGAAUUCACAUGAAGCAUGCGCUAUUCGAGGACGAGAGGCUGUUCAGAGUUUGGUUCCAUGUCCCAGCGGCCUCCGCUUUGUGCCUAUACUACCAUAUGGCUAAGAUUCUAGCCUAUGAAUGCCUUUUGGAGAAGUCUAGCGCAGGCUCGCCACCGACAGGGCAGACCGACGUGAUGGGGUCGAUUCGUCACCAUGCUCGUGCCAUCGCGUCCAUUUGUCUCUCUUCCGAUCUUGCAGAUAGUGCAUUAGUGGUGGCGGUGAACCCUAUAUUCUACUCGGCGAAAUAUCUCUCUUCACUGGCGUUGAAAACUAGGCUGUGGGGUGUUCUUGAUCAUAUAGAAACUCGCAUGGGGUUUUAUACGCGGGAUAGGCAGACUCAGCUUCAGCUUGGGCUGAGUAAAUGA